Molecule: messenger RNA, 396 nt
Organism: Chironomus riparius
Lineage: Eukaryota; Metazoa; Arthropoda; Insecta; Diptera; Chironomidae
Source: the annotation of a GenBank genome assembly
AUGAAGUUAACAUUACUAGGAUUCUUCUUAUUAGCUAUGAUUUACAUACAAACUGUAGAUACUGGCUCACAAACUUAUGUUUCAUCUACGCCUUUCUCAGUUCCACCAUCGACCACUGAGUUUGAACAUGAUCAUCACAAACACGAUCGCCAUAAAGAAAAUGAUCACAAUGAUGAUAAAGAUAGAGACAGAAAGGAUAAUCAAAGAGAUGAUAAUGAUCGAAGACGCAAAGAGGAACGAAAACGUGAAGAAGAGAACCGAAAACGUGAAGAUGAUCGAAAACGAGAAGGCAACAGAAAGCGUGAUGAGGAUCGCAAGAGAGGAAAUGACAAAGAACGUGGCAAUGGACGUGAACGUGAAAAUAGAGAUGAUGAUGGACGCAAAGAUAAGAAUUAA